Molecule: messenger RNA, 8080 nt
Organism: Carassius gibelio (silver crucian carp)
Lineage: Eukaryota; Metazoa; Chordata; Actinopteri; Cypriniformes; Cyprinidae
Product: LIM and calponin homology domains-containing protein 1
Exons: 34
Coding region: 336-5936 (1866 amino acids)
Biological process (GO): positive regulation of stress fiber assembly; regulation of focal adhesion assembly
Cellular component (GO): stress fiber
Molecular function (GO): myosin II head/neck binding
Source: RefSeq, a predicted model, not a curated record
GCGCGCAUGCCAGUCUCCCGUUCUUUAGGAGAAGAGAGAAAGGGAGGCUGAUGCGCUCGCGGGGCUGGGCUCUGUCUACGCAUUGGUUGAACGAAGACCUCUGGUGUUUUUUUGGCUUAUAUUUUUAGCAGCGGAGGUCGGACUCGUAUUGCAUCGCGCGUGGUUCAUCUGCAGUGCUGCUGCGCGCUGGAGAACCGCAGUGUGUUGCGCGGUGAACGCUCGAGCUCCGCAUACGUGCCCGCUGCAAUAGCGAAUGAUCUCAAGAAAACACGCAGUUCUGUCUGUUCGCCGAGCGCUGGAUAUCUCAUCUAGGUUUUCUUGUUCUUUUUUUGGAAAUGGCCAGUCCCGGAGACGAUUCGGCUUCAAGUGCCCAGCUGGAUCAAGCUGAAUCUGCUGACGCUACGCCAGAACAAGCGUUUCGAGAGGCUCAAAAAUGGAUCGAGGCAGCGACAGGAAGAAGUUUUGGCGAUAAGGAUUUCAGAAGCGGCCUGGAGAACGGCAUUCUGCUCUGCGAGUUGCUGAGUUCAAUCAAACCAGGCCUUGUGAAAAAGAUCAACAGACUUCCAGCACCCAUAGCAGGACUGGAUAAUCUGACCAUGUUUCUGAGAGGAUGCGAAGAGCUGGGAUUGAAGGGAUCACAGCUGUUCGAUCCUGGAGACCUGCAGGAUACGUCGAUACGAGCGAACUUAUCGGGCUCUGACUGUAGUAGAAAGCUGAAGAAUGUGCUCAUAACCAUAUACUGGCUUGGUAAAGCUGCUAACAGCUGUGCAAUGUAUAACGGCCCCACUCUCGACCUGAAAGAGUUUGAGGGGCUUCUUUCCAUGAUGCGAAAGGAGUGUGUAAAUGAAGAGUUAGAGUCCCCCAAGCGCAGUAUAAGGGACAGCGGUUACAUCGACAGCUGCGAAUCGGAGCGUUCUGAUUCGCUGUCUCCUCCGAGGCACGGUCGUGAAGAUUCGUUUGACAGUCUCGACGAAUCGUUUGGCUCACGAUCACAGAACACACCCUCACCAGACACAGUCAUUCGCUGCAACAGUGAUGACUCUGAAGGUGACGCUGGUCAAAGGAAGUUGCCAGACGUUCGCAAGGAUGACAUGUCUGCCCGUCGCGUGUCCUUCAAAGAGCCUCGCGCAGCUCUACCCUUUAAUCAGUAUCUGCCGAACAAAAGCAACCAAACCAACUACAUUCCUGCCCCCCUGAGGAAGAGGAGGAGCGAGAGAGAGGAAGACUGGAGGAGCCUGAGCAACUCAACAUCUCCUGUAGGAGGAGAAAGACCUCUCAGACAAGAGCGUGUAGAAGUAUUAAAAGAGGGGGCCGUCGAAUCUCGCAGCCUUGCGCUCCAGAAAAAUUUCACCUGGGCGGAUGAGAAAGGGGUAGAGCUUGAGGAGGCAGAGCUUAAGAAAAUGAGGAAGCUGGAAAAGGCGGGAAUUAAAGUAUUACCUGCCUCUGUGCGAUACAAAAGUCCAUUUGUGAAUCCUGUGGAGGCCAGUAAAGCCAAACCACCCUCACCGGACAUCAUUCUCCGACGUGACAAUGAGUUCAUGCGGGCCGCCGCUCCACAUCAGUGGGACUCAAAUGAGGAAGAUGAGGAUGAAGAAGCAGAACGGAAGGUUCCAGAUGUCCAAAAAGAUGAUCUUGCUUCUCGCAGAGCACGCAUGAAUCAAUUUAAACCCAGUGUGGCGCAUCACUUCCUGCCAGGCUCUUGUAGCGGGAAGGACCGAGAAAAAUGGGAGGGAAUCAGGCUGGCAUCCCAACAUGCUGUGUUGGAGAGGAUGGAGAAGAUGGCACAGGAGAAAAGAAGUCAGGCUGACUCCGCCUCCCCUGAGGUGUCAAUCAUAACUCGUAAGGACAACCCUUUCCUGAAUCCUGAAAAAGACAGAGGAAAAGAGAGGGAUGAGGAAGAUAAGAAAGAGGUAGAGGUGAAGAUAGUUGUCCCAAACCCACACAAAGAUGAUCUAGCAAGAAGGCGGACUGGGGGAGGGCCACGCCCUCCCAAAGAUGCUCAUCAGUCAUUGGUCCAGACUUCCAUCACUCAGUCAGACCUGGAGACAUGGCAGAGACUCAAGAUUAAUACAGAUAGCAGUGAGUCUGACUCCACCGGUGCUGAAGUGUCAAUCAUAACCCGCAAGGACAACCCCUUCCUGACCUCUGAGAAAGACAGUGAGUGUAAGCAGGAGAAUAAGGAGGGAACAGACAGAGAGAAAGGGGCGAGGGUGGUGAUGCCUGAUGUAAAGACAGACGACCUGGCCAGAAGGCGGGGCAAAAAUGGGCCUGUCCCACAGAGGGACCCCUGUCAGUCAUUGGCUCAAACUACCAUCAAUCAGUCGGACCUGGAGAAAUGGCAGAGGCUCAAGAUGAAUACAGAGAGCAGCGAUGACCCUAUUGUCCCUCUGUGUCAGACGUGUCUUGAGAAAGGCUGCCACUCUGUUGCCUCCAAGACGAAGGUUGCCAAGAAUGACCUGGCCAGUUGCCAAGAACGUUCCUCCGGUGAACGGAGGCGUUUUGUGACUUUUGGGGGUGUGACAGAGAUGGAAAGUACUUCCUGGAAAGAGGAAGAGGAUGAGGAAGGGGAAGAGGGACAGGGGGAUGAGGCAGGGAAGCUUCGAUAUCUCCUCUCGAUGGCACCUGUUGCUGUGCCCACCAUAGGGCUGGGCUCCAGGCUGACAAAGAGAGCAGCUGGCAGUGGAGAUGCAAACCCUGAGCCUGCUCCUAUCAUGCCCCCUGAACCUCCGAACCCUUUCAUGUUUGACCUUAAACGGCCUUUGACCUCCACCGAGCACAGGGUGCUGGAAGAGGAACUGGCUGAGAAAGUGAAGGAUGAGAGGGAGGAUGAUGAAGAGGAUGAAGAAGAAGAGAGGAAACCGGAUGUAGAAAAGGAUGACAUGCUAGCUCGUAGAAAAGGAGCGUUUCAGAAGCCAGCUAAUGGGACUUCACAUAACCGAUUCCUCCCGCAGCCGGGUUCAAAGAGAGACGGUGCUACAGUGGCUUCCUUAGCCCAGAAAGGAAGUAUUCAGAUGGGCACGAGUGGAGACAGAGACUUCCAAUACCUGGAAAGAAACAUUAAGACAAAGAGAACCAAGAUUGGACAGAGAAAUGAACCAGUCGACCAAGUACCAAAGACACCCGUUCCAGUUGCUGUAGUACCAGAAAAGUGCCCUGACAUCGUACGUUUGUCUGCAACUAACACCAAUCGCCCUGGCAUGUACACUGAUGAUGAGGAAUGUGGGGAUUUUCAGAAGGAUGACAUGCUUGCUCAAAGGACUGGAUCUUACCAAAAGUCAAGUGCAGGACAGGAUUUGAAUGCCUUUUUGCCCAAACCUGUUGCUGUGAAACAUAAAAUCACCCCUGUCGGUGGAUCGCAGUCACACGUCAAGCCUAGAGAGCAAGAGACAGCCCCAUCUCUGGACAGCUUCGCCCUUAGCUCUGUGGCCCCGCCCCCAAGAGAUGCUGAGGACACGCCUAGGAAGUGCCCUCAGAUGAUGGACAGGCAGGAGGCGGGCUCUGUGGGUGUGGUGGGACAUGAAAGUCUUAUUAAAGAUGAGCCUAUUACCAAAAGCCCCUCCCCCAAACCUCACCAACCCUCACGUCGCCCCCUUUGGCAGGAAGAUGAUGAUCUCCCCCCAAUAUUCAGAGCUACUAGUGUUUCUGAAACGGAGAGUGUGAGCUUGAUUGACAUGCGUGAUGAAGAGGAUGAGCUGGCCUACCUUCAGCCGCACAGCCAAUCACGACAUGAGCACCUACACAACCAGUACAACAAACUCCGAGAGGAGGAGGACCAGUGGCAGGACGACUUGGCUCGCUGGAAGAAUCGGAGGCGAAGUGCAUCUCAAGAUUUGAUCAAGAAGGAAGAAGAGAGGAAGAUGAUGGAGAAGCUAAUGUCAACAGAUGGAGGACCCGGCCAUCGCCGGAAGAGCAUCAAGACAUACAGAGAAAUCGUUGAGGAGAAAGAACGUAGGGAACAGGAGCUACAUGAAGAAUACUGUAAGGCCUCCACUCCAGAAGAAAAGGCAGCUGUGCUUCAACGCUAUGCUCUCCGUUUCACCAUCAGUGAUGCCAUACUGGAGAAACUCCAGCUCCCCAAGCUGCCUUCUGCGGCUUCACCGAUGCACACGUCACCUCUCCAUCAGCCCGAGAAGAAGCUGACAUGCACCGCCUUAGCAGAAGCAGAGGAUGUAGAGCCUGAACUAACUACCCAAACACACCACAGUGUCCAUGUGGACCAGAAGACUGCAGAAAAACAGGCACAGGCACAGCCCGAAACCCCCGAGCCAUCAUCUGAUGAGACCACAAACGCUCCAAAAGUCCUGUCAGUGCCUACACCAGUUCCUCCUGUCCCCUCAAAGCCUGUUCCCCUGAUCACCCCAAAACCCUACAGCCAGCCCAAAUUCAGCCAAGGCCUCCGCAAAUCUAUAAAGAGCGAUGGGCUGAUACGUGUGAACGGUGACGGGACUCUGCAAGAGAGCAGAGAGAGGGACGAUAAAGAUUCUGUGUCGUGUCCUCAAGUCGACUUAUCUUCCUCACCUCCAAAUCCAGUUACUCAAAGUCAACUUAAUGAGGAGCUUAUUGCUUUAGAAGCCUCAGACCUCCAGCAAAGCUCACAGACGUCCGUUUCUGACCAGGAGAAAGAAGCCGGAAAGAAGGAAAAAGAGUGUUCUCUUAGUCCUGAGGAAGAGAAAAGCAAAGACAUCUCAACUACACCGUCGCUGUCAGAACCAGAAGGAAAGCAGCCAGGGCCUGACACAGUGAUGAAGCUCAACUGUGUGGUCACAACAACCAUAGUGACAGAACUCACUCAGACACAGACCGUCCCAGCAAAUGACACGUCCAGCACAGAGCAGCUUGAUUCAGACUGUAACUCAUGUGACCUGAGCUCAGCUGCCGAGUCCACCACUGCUGAGCAGACUUCACACUCUCUCUCACUGACAGAGUCCUCACAUUCCUCUAGUAGCUCUAGGUUACGCUGGGAGUUCUUCGCUCCGACAGAAGGGACUGACUACUCCAUGGACUGUAUUGAAACCCCAAUGUUGAACCUUGCAAAAAGGGUUGACCACUGGACGUGGGAUCCUAAUGAAGAGCGUAGACGGCAGGAGAAGUGGCAACAGGAGCAGGAACGCCUGCUGCAGGAGAAAUAUCAGCGAGAGCAGGAGAAGCUGAAGGAGGAGUGGGAGAGAGCGCAGAGAGAAGUGGAAGAGGAGGAGAGGAGACACCAUGAAGAGGAAAGACAGAUACUGGAGGAAACCGUGACCCCACUGACCCCUCACACAUCAGGUUUAUCAUCCAGUAUGGUGACAGAAGCUCCGCCCCCCACCCAGCCCUCGGCCCCAUGUGACACCAUUGUCCUCUCCUUGGCUGACUGGGAAAGGAAACAGGAAGUGCUGGAGAAGCAGGCGGACCAGAGUAACAGACACAGCCCUGAUCAAGUAAACACAGCAGCUCAGCAGAACGGUCAGAGAACUGAGCCUCAGGAGAGCCAAACAGCUACACCACAACUGCAGUUUAUACAGGAUGGCUCUUGGAGCCAUAAGACUAAAGAAAGGCAAGAGGAUUUGAAGAAAACUGCUUCACUGGAUCGUAAACAGAGUCCACCCCAGAGCCAGACCACAAAGAUGAGGAGGACUGGGUCGUGUGAAAAUGUUUUAGGGACACACCCAUCAAAAUCACCCACACCUUCACAAGACACACCACCUCCAUCACCCAGCAGGUCAGUCAGUGGAAAGAAGCUUUGCUCCAGUUGUGCACAUCCGUUGGGUAAAGGAGCAGCCAUGAUCAUUGAAAGCUUGGGGUUGUACUUCCAUAUUCAGUGUUUUAAGUGUGGCAUAUGUAAAGGGUUACUGGGCGACUCAAGUGCUGGAACUGAUGUCAGAAUUCGAAAUGGACUUCUUAAUUGUCAAGAAUGCUACAUAAAAUCAAGGGCUGCUGGCCAGCCAACAACAUUGUGAUGCCUCUGCACAUCUCACACCUGAAAUCUUAAACCAUCCCUGGAACAUAACCAACAACAAAAAUGUUUAUUCAAUGUUUCCAACAGUUUUCCUUACAGCACAAUCAAGCACACAAAUGAUGGCUUUUCCUUCUGGACUAUUUGACUGUUUUUGCACCUUCUUGCUUACACGGUAAAGAAUAUUACAGCGAUUACAGCAGUCUGUUCAUACUGUGACAAUAAGAAGUACUGGUAGCACUUUACCUCACAGUGGCCAUGUUACACACAUUUCAAUAGCGAUAAGGCCUGAAAAUGCUUCACGCAAAUAAAGAUGUGCUUUCUUGCAUUAAUGUGCACUAUCCAACCUCCGUACUAAAGGUGGUGAUCGAGAUAAAUACCUGUGCCAUUAACUCAAAUAAUAUUUAGGUAGCCAAAAGCUACUAAUAUAUACAAUUUAGGGUACUAAUAUGUACCUUAAAAGUACUAAUUUAGAGAGUGCAUAAAUGUUUAUAAAAAUCUAAAACCAAGAUUGCAGAAAUUGCAAGAACUGUUGCAGAUAUUUCAUUUUAUUAGAUGUUUUAGCCAGUGAGAUUUUUGGAUGGCUUUUAUAAGUGUGAAAAUGACACCAUACUUUAGUAUGCACACUACUACUGCGUAGACAGAAACAUCUGCCUUUGUGCACUUGUUUAGAGGAUGUUUUUGGCCUAACAGCACUGACAUGGAAUUCUAAACUUGAACUACUAUUGACUACAUGUUGUUCAAGUACUUUCUUAUGUAAAUGCUUUGUAACAUGGUGCACUGUAAUGUAGAGUGAGACCGAAUCCAUGUCUGUUGUGGAACAUGAGGUAGCACAAGCAUCCAGUUUUCAUUCAAGAACAUGUGCAUCUAUUAUUUUAUGAGUGAUUAAUUAUGUCAGUUUUUGUAAAGGUCUUGCAGGUAUCUCACGUUGUUCUUAUAUGCUCGCCACUAACAGACGAAAGCAUGAUGUUGUGCGACUUUUAGGCCUAUAGAUGAUUUGUCCUGAAGCCUUAACAGACAACACGAAGUGAAUACAGAAAAGAUUGUCCAUCACUUUUAUUUACUUGGAGUGGUUUUGAUUGACAAGUUCUGUUCCUCCAUUAUCCUGUUUGAUCAGUGAGGGUUUGAUACUUUAUUUGUGCAGUAUUGUUUAAAACCAUGGAAACAGCAUGCUGCUUAAGGUAGAUCUUACAUUUCCAUUUCAUUCUUUUUCAAACUUUGUUAUUAAUAUUUACGUUUUUGCUCUGCAGUUGAGUGGUGAGAUUGCAUGAUCUCUGAAACUUUACAUUACAAUGUCCAUGUUACACGUACAUUACAAGCUAACAAAUUAAUAACAUUAACUGCAAAGAAGCUCCACAUAAUCAGAAGUAUAUUAUGUAAUAAACACUGUAAUGUAAAGUGUAAUCCUUUUCUUUUAGCUUUUGAAAUUAUUCCGUUACAAACGGUUUAAUGUGUUCUGUUGCCUUUCUCUCUUCUGCAAUGUUGUGCCUUAGAAAUGCGCUCCUAGAUAAUGUCUAUGUCAGCCACCCUUGCAUCCAAAGCUUCAAGUUACCAAUGUGUAUUGGUGAGAGUAUUAUGCAUAUGCACUGAGCACUCUGCUUUUACCCUUGUACUUUAUUCGAACACCAUGAAUGUGCGAGCAAGAGAUUUAAUAAUGAAACUCACACCCUCUGUAAGUUCUUCACUCAUGUGCAUUUAGACAUGUACAAUUAUUAAAUAUCUAUAUUUAUCUAAAUCAACUGGAAAGGAUUUCAAUCCAAAUCUCACCAAAAUAUCAAACUACAAGGACAGGUUGCAAUUAGCAGCUGCUUUUUAACUUCUGUUUAUGCUUUCUGUUAAUAUUUGAGAUUUAAAGGCAUUGUCAUUUUAGAUCCAGGGGGUUUUGACUGUUGCUUGUAUAUCGUUUGUUUUAUUUUGUGGCAAUGUUAGAAUAUGAACUGACCCAGAAGUAAGGCAAUAAUUACUGGAAAGAGUAGCCAAGGAUGAGUGAGAUGUGUGUGACAAAUACUUUCAUAUUCUGUAUUUAUUUUAAAAAUGAGCGAUAUAAGACAACCUACAAGACGCUGAAAUGCAAUGGCUUUUAUAGCAAGUGUAUGUUUUUAAUAAACUGUAAUAAACUAUUUUAAAUGCACUUGCAUUUGACCCACA